AUGGCAGAGAACGGUGAUAUUGAAAGAGACAUCACAGAUUUAUCACCUGUUUCUGGUGAAGGCCAAAACCCAACUCCCGGAUCGGAGGAGAAUCCUGACUUGAACGAUCGUUCGAUCUACUUGGGCAACUUGGACUACAUGAUUUCACCCCAGGAAAUCGAAGACUUUUGCAGCACUGCAGGUCCUAUUGAUAAGGUUUCCAUAAUUGUUGACAACUCUGGCAUCGCCACUGGCUAUGCAUUCGUGGCAUUUAAGGACAAGUCUAGCGUGGAAAAAGCAGUCACCGAACUUAAUCAGAAGACAUUGAAGCACAGGCGCACCAAGGUAAGCAUCAGGCAUACGAAGAGUGAAAACCCUGAAAAUCGAGGACCUAGAAAUACAUCUGGAGGCCGUGGAAGAGGGUCUAGGGUCGAGGAAGAGGCUCUCGUGGCCGUGGCCGUGGCCGUGGAAGAGGAAGGGGUGGUCGUGGUCGGCACAAUGGAGAAACCCAAAAAUUGA
Candidozyma haemuli is the source of this 498-nucleotide messenger RNA. RefSeq lists its product as uncharacterized. The record is from RefSeq and is a predicted model, not a curated record. The coding region runs from base 1 to 498 and encodes 165 amino acids. Gene Ontology annotation, molecular function: RNA binding. NCBI's taxonomy places the organism in Eukaryota, Fungi, Ascomycota, Pichiomycetes, Serinales, Metschnikowiaceae. The transcript has a single exon.